Oncorhynchus keta (chum salmon) is the source of this 6994-nucleotide messenger RNA. It is a transcript of the gene eps15l1a, whose product is annotated as epidermal growth factor receptor pathway substrate 15-like 1a. Gene Ontology annotation, cellular component: clathrin coat of coated pit; plasma membrane; cytoplasm. The transcript has 25 exons. Lineage: Eukaryota; Metazoa; Chordata; Actinopteri; Salmoniformes; Salmonidae. Bases 35 to 2866 code for a protein of 943 amino acids. Gene Ontology annotation, biological process: endosomal transport; endocytosis. The record is from RefSeq and is a predicted model, not a curated record. Gene Ontology annotation, molecular function: cadherin binding; calcium ion binding.
GGAGGGUGUGUGCGUUCCCGCAGCAACAGGGAAGAUGGCAGCACUCACAUCUCUCACCCAGCUGUCAAGUGGGAACCCUGUGUACGAGAACUUUUAUAGACAGGUGGACCCAGGAAACACGGGGAGAGUAGGGCCCACGGAAGCUGCGUUGUUCCUGAAGAAAUCUGGCCUUCCUGAUGUCACCUUGGGAAAGAUCUGGGAUUUGGCAGACCCAGAUGGGAAAGGGUUCUUGGACAAACAGGGGUUCUAUGUAGCUCUGCGGUUGGUGGCCUGUGCACAGAGCGGACAAGACGUCAGCCUCACUAGUCUGAACCUCACUAUCCCUCCCCCAAAAUUUAAGGACACUAGCAGCCCAUCGCUAAGCACAUCAUCGGUCUCUAGUGAACCCCACUGGGCUGUGAGGCCCGAAGAAAAGAGUAAAUUCGAUGGGAUAUUUGAAAGUCUUGCACCAGUCAGUGGACUGCUCUCUGGUGACAAAGUAAAACCAGUUCUAAUCAACUCAAAACUACCUCUGGACGUGUUAGGAAAGGUUUGGGAUCUUAGUGACAUUGAUAAAGAUGGACAUCUGGAUCGAGAUGAGUUUGCUGUGGCCAUGCACCUGGUCUAUCGGGCCCUGGAGAAGGAGCCGGUCCCCUCUGUUCUCCCCUCCUCUCUCAUCCCUCCUAACAAGAGGAAGAAGUCUCUGGUUGGCUCCCUCCCUGGCACCGUGCCUGUGCUGCCCGCCAGCCCCCCGCCCCCCAAGGACAGCCUGCGCUCCACCCCUUCCCACGGCAGCAUGAACUCCCUCAACAGUGCCGGCAGCCUUUCUCCCAAACACACACUCAAAUCCGCGCAGCACUCAGUGAACUGGGUGGUCCCGGUGACAGACAGAGGACGCUUUGAUGAAAUCUUCCUGAAGACAGACUUGGAUCUGGAUGGCUUUGUCAGCGGAAUGGAAGUCAAGGACAUCUUCAUGCACUCAGGGCUGCCCCAGAAUCUACUGGCACAUAUAUGGGCCCUGGCAGACACCAGGCAGAUGGGGAAGCUGACGCGGGAGCAGUUUGCUCUGGCCAUGCACUUCAUCCAGCAGAAAGUCAGCAAAGGCAUGGACCCUCCUCAGGCCCUGACCCCUGACAUGAUCCCUCCUUCAGAGAGGGGCACUCCCGUUCCAGUGUGUACCACUCCCUCCCAUAGUAUUUCUGGGUAUGUGACCCCUGUGAGCUCUGAGAUGGCUGCUCUGUCUGAGAUGAGGCGGGACAGCUCCAGUUCUGUUGGGUCAGGGUCAGAGUUCACUGGAAUCAAGGAGCUUGAUGACAUCAGUCAAGAGAUCGCUCAGCUGCAGAGGGAGAAAUUCACCCUGGAGCAGGACAUUAGAGAUGCUGAGGAGGCCAUCAGACACAAGUCCUCAGAGGUGCAGGAGAUGCAGAACGACCUGGACAGAGAGACGUGCAGUCUGCAGGAGCUGGAGGCCCAGAAGCAGGAUGCCCAGGAGCGGCUGGAGGAGAUGGACCAGCAGAAGGCCAAGCUGGAGGACAUGCUUAACGACGUCAGGAUCCAGUGCAACGAGGAGUCUCAAAUGAUCUCAUCUCUGCAGAACCAGAUCCACUCCCAGGAGACAGACCUGCAGAGCCAGGAGGAGGAACUGAGCCGGGCUAAAGCAGACCUGAACCGGCUGCAGUUGGAGGAGAGCCAGAUGGAACAGAGCCUGACUGCCGGCAAGUUCCAGCUGGAGACCAUCAUCAGAUCCCUCAAAGCUACCCAGGACGAGAUCAACCAGGCUCGCAGUAAGCUGUCUCAGAUCCAGGACAGCCAGCAGGAGAUGAAUAAGAGCAUUGAGCAGUACAACAGCACCUUAAAUGGGACACACAGAGGCAGCAUGACCAACCUGGCUGACAUGAGCGAGGGAUUCCCCGACCGCGAGAACGGAGACUUCGGCGCCGUGGAGGACCCGUUCAAGGUGAAUACAUCUGGGUUCAAUAGCGUCCCUCAGGAGAUGCACACAGACCCUUUUCACUCCGAAGACCCCUUCAAGACAGACCCGUUCAAAGGUGACCCCUUCCAAAAUGACCCUUUUGCAAAGCAGUCAUCACUACCAUCCGCUGCAGAUCUCUCUCUCCACCCAGACCCCUUUGGAGGGGACCCCUUCAAAGAGACGGACCCCUUCAAGGCCUCGUCAGAAGACUUCUUCAAGAAGACCACCAUCAAGGCAGACCCCUUCAGCACCACCGACCCUUUCAGUAAAAGUGCCACCCUCCCCACCAAGACAAGUCAUUUUACAAGCAGCGCAGACCCUUUCUUAUCCAUUAGCCCAAAACCCACCAGAGGCCCAGGACCAGAUCUCUUUGGUACUCUGGACCCCUUUGGAAGCAGCACUGCUUUUGGAGGCAGUAACAGCUCAUUUGGCAGCAUCAGUAACAGUGGGUUCGCAGACUUCAGCCAAAUGUCAAAGAUCAGAGACCCAAUGGAAGGAAGAGGAGGUUUCCCAGAAUACCAGCAGUCGGGGUUUGUGGAGGACCCAUUCAGUAGGAAUCAGGACGGCCCAGCUCUGCCGCCCAAGAUGAGUGUUCCCCCCAGACCCAAACCUCCCAGUGGUAAAAGCAGCCCUGUCAACUUGCCUGGAGGAGCGGGUGACUUGGCCAAGCCCUGCGACCCCUUCCAGCCGUUCGGCAGUGACGCCAUCGACCCAUUUCAGAGUAAAAAGGGGGUCGGAGACCCCUUUAGUGGCAAAGACCCUUUUGCUCCUCCUGCCUCAAGUAAAGCCUCUAAAGACCCUUCCUUGGGUUUUGCAGACUUCAGCUCUGACCAGAAAAGGUUAAGUUUGGAAAUGAGGCUCAGCAACUGGAGUGGGCGAAGAGAGAGAGUGAGCGAGCGGAGCGGGAGCGGCUGAAGAGGCUCCGGCAGCAGGAGCAAGAGGACUUAGAGCUGGCCAUCGCUCUCAGCAAGGCCGAGAUGUCCCACGGGUGAUCUGGACUGGACUGGACACCCACACACACACACAUCCCACUGCACAAAAACUGGUUGAAUCAACGUUGUUUCCACAUCAUUUCAACAAAAAAUAAAUACAUGUGAUGACAUUGAAUUAACGUUGAAAACUCAUUACAUGUGUAAAAAGUCAGUAACAUAAGGGUAUUUAGUAUUUUUUUCAACUAACCUUUACCCUAAAUCCAAUCCAAUGACAUAUUUUUUGUUGAUUUCAUGUUGAGUUCACGUUAGUUGACAACUUGAAGAAAUGUAAAUCAAAACUAGACGUUGAACUGAAUUCUGUGCCCAGUGGGAUGCCCACGCACAUAGAGAUACAGACACAGACACAUAUAGACAAACACACACAUAGAGAUACAGACACAUAUAGAUAAACACACACAUAGAGAUACAGACACAUAUAGACAAACACACAGAUAGACAUACUCUUACUAGCAUUACUCGUGCACAUACACAUGCGUGUACGACUCACACACCAUACCCCAUCACACUGUGAAGGACCUGGAGCUGGCCAUUUCUCUCAGGGCCGAUGUGCCCAACACAUGUCCGCUUCCUUAACCACACACACAGACACACACCACCGCCACAACACACAUACACACGCCAUCUGAUACGCACACACAGAAACACACACCUCACCACACAAUCUCUGGAUGGACAAACUCUCAAAGCAAAAAAAAAUACAAAACAGAACUUUUGGGGUUAUACUGGGCCCUGUGGAAACCAGUGGAGUGGUGGUGUAGUGGAGGGGAAACGCAAGUAAAUGCAGUUUACCAACCUUUUUUAUUUUUUUUGUGACAGUUAAUCCACCUUUUGCGGACAAAUGCAUUACUUUUUUCACCACGACCGGUGAUCAGAGUUUACCAACCUAUUUUUUUACCACUACAUCACUGGUGGAAAUGGAACUGGAUCUGACUUUACGGUGGUAGGUUGGAGUUGGAGUGGGAGAUUGAAGCCAACAAUCACAAUCUCUCUUACUGUUUUUAAUUGAUAGGUGGGGAGGGGAAAAGAUGAUGACCCGUGGUUUUAGAAUGAACUGAUGCACUGUUUAAAUGCACUAUAGAGGCUGGCUCAACAUGAAAGAUGUAAAGAUGAACAUAAUAUGUGUUGGUUUGGUGAAUGAGCAUUAAUCGCAGCUGGAGCUCUGACAGAUGUGAAGAAGGGAAUUCCCAAAGGUUAUGCUGGAAUGCUUAUUAAGAUUGAGACAUUAUUUUAGUAUUGGUUUAUUAUGUGAAUGUGGCAAGCCAGUGGCAGGGUUCUUCUUUGACUGGCUACUGUAAGUGUUGUGUGAGAGAGAGGUCUGUUUGGACCAGAACAAACUGUACAGAUAUAUUUUCCUUCUCUUUGAGUGUGAGAUAGUAGAUGCAUUGUUUUGACAAUAAUUCAGUGCUUCUUCAGUGUGCUAGGAAGAAGGAAUAGGAAGAAGGAAUGGGUACUUAGCUGUGCCUCCUCUGAAAGUUCAAGUAAGUUCACAAAGCUGUGAUGUAUAUCAAACAACAACCAAAAAAGGCGAGAUGAGGGAAAUUAUUUCAAGUUUUAUUAUAGAGUUUUUUUAUAAUAUUUUUUUUCACUAUGUGAUGUGUUAUUUUAUUAUUUUAUGUAUUAUUUGUUAAAAGACAGAAACAUUUUGUUUAUUACGAUUCUAGUUGAAAAAAAGCUGCCAAAAAUUACAAACCUACAAGCACAAGCUGCAGAGGUUAAAGAAAGUUAGAAAUGGCCUGUGGUUUUCUUCAGCUAACCAUCAAUAAUAUGCAAAUUCAUUAGGUCACAUGAGUUUCACAGCUAUAACUGGAAUAUUCCGCUGUUUACGGUACAGUGUGUCAUAGUUUGAUGUUACAACUUGGGCUCAACCACUUUUAUUUAUAGCUGCUUUGUCUUUUACUUGAAACUCCUUGCUGAUGGUACUGCCUGCUUAGCACAUUACACCUGUGAGUUUUACUUCACUUUCACCUUAAUUAAGCUUUGAAUUGAACUGAAUAGAGAUGAUGAUAAUAGCAGCUGAGGUCCUAACCAUAUGAAAAGGACACUUACAUUAAUUGCCCCUGUGUUCUGUCUUUUCCUGUUGUACUGAACUGUAUGUGUCCUACAUUGACUUUUAUAAGCUUCCAUGUAAUGUCAUUGUUGUCACCUACUAUUGUACUAGUCUGAGUGAAAAGACCUCAUCUAACUAUAUGGAAUGUUGUGAAAAUGCAUUAUGAAAGUUACAUCCCCUUUGGGUUGGGAAAGGACAUGAUUUAAGUUACAAUUCAGUGGUAUGGGCCAUUAACGCUGCCACAAGGUUGAAAUAGAAACCAUCUCUCAACAUUUAUUUGUUAAUGUUUACAUAUCAAACUUCUUUGCUCUAGUGGUUAAAACAGUGUAAUUAUAUUAUAUGUGAAAAACCUGUUCUGGUACAGAUCUGACCUUUAACUGUGCUGCUGUAUAUAGCUGACUCACUGGGCAAAAACUGGUUGAAUCAAUGUUGUUUCCACGUUGAAUCAAUGUUGUUUCCAUUUUAACAAAAAAAUGUAUGUGAUGACAUUGAGUCAACGUAGAAAAAAGUAAUCAACGUGAGGGAAUUUGGUCUUUUGGGUUAGGGAUAGGGUAACCUAACGAAGCAGGGGUAAAUGAAACGCCUGAAACAAGAUGCACUGGUCUUGACGAGAAGAAAAAAAACUGUUGGGGGAGGUUCUCUUCUGCACUGUUCAACCAAUCCAGUAAAUGUGGAGGAGGAGUUAAGGGUACCCCUAACCCUAACUUUUAACGUAAAUCUAAUGACAUGUUGAAUUUUUGUUGUUGAAUUCAUGUUAGUUGACAACUCAACCAAAUGUAAAUCAAAACUAGAUGUUGAACUGAUGUCUGUGCACAGUGGGGAGGUAACCUGUGGUCGUCUGCAUUUGAUCCUUGACCUUUUUGGCCCUACCUGUGGUGUUUUAAUUACAGGUCAGACUCUCGAAGCUUGGGAUGCCAACACUCCCGCCCUUACCCAGCAUGCUGUAUGUCAGAACCCCUGUAGUGUACCUUCAGGUUAGGGGAAAUCCACAGUGAGGGUGUCAGCUCUCUGUUCAUUGGUCAUUUCAUGGCCCUUUUUUUAUGCCUUGAAAAUAUAUCCAUAAUUUCUUACUCCAUUCUUUGAAGUUAGCCUAGCGGUUAAGAGCAUUGGGCCAGUAACUGAAAGGUUGCUGGUUCAAAUCCCUGAGCCGGCAAGGUGGAAACAAAUCUGUCAUUAUGCCCUUAAGUAAGAUAGUUAACCCCCAACAACAACUGCUCCCCGGGCGCCGAUGAUGUCAAUUAAGAGGGGUUGGGUUAAAUUCGGAUGACACAUUUAGCUUGAAAUCAGUCAGUUGUGCAACUGAAUAGGUCUUCCCUUGAUCUGACACUGUUGGAUUGGUGAAAGAAAGGGUUCCAUUAUGUAUCCCAAUCACCCAACCAAUCAUGUCAGAUUAGGGAGACAGGAUGGAAGGAUGCAUUUUGAGAGUAUUGAAAUAGGGCCCAACACUACCUAGUGUUCUCUACAUACUUACCACUCAUGCUGUAUUUUGUCUUUGAUACCUACAUUGUGCAAUAGAUUUUAUUUAGUAUUUUUCUCGUUGUUCGUGUGCUGAAAACACCUGUGAAUCCCAUUGGACUUUUAAUAUGUCUAUGCUUUUAAUACGAGUGCCCUCUGCCCCAACUUGGCUGAGUUUGAUCAUACAUUCAGAGGUACAUGCAGAGGCCUAAUACAAGCCUAAACAGAUUGUAGAGAUUGUAGAGGACUUAUCUUUUGUUUUUCUGACAACUGAUCUGUCUUCUGAAGCUCGAUGCAUUCCUUUUUCUUUUGGUCUGCCUUUAAUUGUCUUUCCGCUGUAGAUGAGAAGAAAUAAUCAAAGCUGUCUUAAACGGUAUAUUAUGUCUGUUAUAUUUGUCCCAUAAGAAGUGAAAAAAUGUACAACUUAAAACAUUUUGAGGAUAUAUGACUAUACACUAAGAGUAAAAAAAAAAUGCUUGGAUUUAUUUUAAAUGUUAAUCCUAUGUACAUGGUCAUUGUUUACUAGAAUAAACAUUUCAUUUAAAUAAA